AUGCUAGACGCCGCUCAACUUCUAACGCUCGGUUUCGUGUUCGCUAUGGGAUAUGUUGUGUACAAUGACCGCAAAGGCGACCCUCGCGAACCACCAGUGGUGACGAAUAAGAUUCCCCUGGUGGGACAUUUACUCGGACUCAUAACAUCCGGGUUUGGUUAUUUCACUAUCCUCGCAAAGAACAACCGCGACAAGCCUAUCUUCACAUCAAACAUAGUGUUCAAUAAAACAUACAUCAUCACAUCACCCGAUCUAAUGCAAGCAGCUCAACGCCACAAUAAGACUUUGAAACUUGAUCCAUUGGUAACCUGGGGUCUCCGGAAAGUCGCAGGAAUCGAAAACGAGAAGACUCUUGAUUUACUGCGAGAAAAGGAGUCUGGUGGUGUCAUUGGACCAAAUAAAUGCAUGACCCGGUUGUUGCUCCCUUAUGUAGAUCGACUCGGCGAGAGCCCGAAAAUCGGUCUAUAUGGAUGGUGUCGCGAGGCCAUAACAGAUGCAAGCACAGAGUCUUUAUACGGUCCCCUUAAUCCAUAUGGGAACCUUGAGGUUGCAGAGGCUUCUUCUUCUUUGGCUGUGAACCCUUUCCCACGGCUAACGGCACGUAAGACUUUGAAAGCUCGUAGCAAGGUUUGCAAAUCCAUUGUGAAAUAUAUUGAGAACAACGGCCCACAGCAAGGAUCCGAGCUGGCUAUCAUGCAAUACAAGACGGUAAUGCAAGCAGGAGUCUCCAUGGACGAGUCCGCGAAGAUGGAAAUCCCCAUUACCAUGGCUUUCUUGUCGAACACUGUUCCCGCGGCGUUCUGGGUGCUGUUUGAUCUUUACACCCGCCCGAAAUUGCGUGCUGAAAUUCGGGAAGAGCUCAAGACAAAUGCGCUCUCUGUUGCAGUAGACGAGUCUCACAAUAUUGACAUCGGGGCUAUGAGAGAGAAAUGCCCGUUGCUUUUGUCUACUUUUCAAGAGGUGCUGCGUACGCGUACAACGACGUGCUCUUCGCGCAUUGUGUUGCAGGAUACUUUACUUGCGAAAAAGUACCUUUUGAAGCGGGGGAGUAUGCUCAAUAUUCUUGCAGAUGCAAUGGGAUAUAAUUCUACUGUAUGGGGUGCAAAUUCCGCCGUUUUUGAUGCGCGGAGGUUUAUAAAAACGGUGAGUUCGGAUGAUACCGAGGGGAAGAAGGAUGUUCGGCGCCCAGGGCAAUUUAUGACGUUUGGAAUUUCCCCUGUCAUAUGCCCUGGUCGGCAUUUUGCUAGUUCGGAGAUUCUAGGCUUGGUUGCUAUGAUGAUCUUGCGAUAUGAUGUUGAGCCAGUUAAUGGGAGCUGGAAAGAGCCCCCGAGGAACCAGGCGGCCCUGGUUUCAAUUAUGGGGGCAAUCAAAGGCAAAUGCCUUGUCAAGGUAGCAAGAAGGAAUGAGUUCCAAGGUGUCAAAUGGGGUUUCAAAGUGGAAGAAGGCCAAGGACAAUUCCCAUUGGUGAUAGGGUAA
Penicillium odoratum is the source of this 1476-nucleotide messenger RNA. RefSeq names its product cytochrome P450. NCBI's taxonomy places the organism in Eukaryota, Fungi, Ascomycota, Eurotiomycetes, Eurotiales, Aspergillaceae. Gene Ontology annotation, molecular function: oxidoreductase activity, acting on paired donors, with incorporation or reduction of molecular oxygen; iron ion binding; monooxygenase activity. The record is from RefSeq and is a predicted model, not a curated record. The transcript is spliced from 4 exons. The coding region runs from base 1 to 1476 and encodes 491 amino acids.